Molecule: messenger RNA, 1866 nt
Organism: Sordaria macrospora k-hell
Lineage: Eukaryota; Fungi; Ascomycota; Sordariomycetes; Sordariales; Sordariaceae
Source: RefSeq, a predicted model, not a curated record
AUGGCGACAACACCAACACCAAACUCUAACCCCCCAGGAUUCUUGUACUGGGCCCCCCGCGUCUCCCUCGGCGCUCUCGCCGUCGCCUUCCUCAUCCACCUCAACCACCCCGCCUCCUCCUUCUCCCUUUUCACUCCCAGUGGCGCCCCCUCCUCCUCUUCCGCCGACUCCAGCAUUACAGCAAAAACCUACUGCUACACCUCCGUCCUCACCGAAGCCGGCAGUCACAAGCAAGCCGACUGCUUCUCCAUUUCCCCCGACGGCAAGUUCACCAAGGUGUUCCACUCGGCCGAGGACGUCUUGAUUGUGGGCGAUAACGACUACAACGACGAUGGGGGAAGCAAUUUGGCGGUGGAGACGAAGGAGGGAUACGUGAUCCCGGGCAUCUGGGAUGGUCAUGGACAUCUGAUUCAGUAUGGAGAGUUUUUGCAUUCGGUGGAUCUGUUUGGGGCGAAGAGUGCGGAGGAGGUUAGAAAGGGUGAGGGGAUGGUUUUGGGAGAGAUGCCUAGUGCUGCCAUGCUCGAGUCUGACCCAGCUUUGAAGGGUAAAUACAUCAUGCUUGACCGAGUCGACGUGCACUGCACUUGGGUCUCGCAAGCCAUCCUAGACAUGAUCCCUCCCGAGUCUCUGCCGGAGGACGUCCCCGGCGGCGAGAUCAUCCGGGAACCGGGCAUGGGCGUCUUCUGCGACAACGCUAUGGACAUCAUCACCUCGCUGUGGCCCAAGCCCGACGCCGAGCGCAAGAAGACCUUCCUCAAGUCGGCCAUGAAGGAACUGCACAAGGUUGGUCUAGUCGGCAUGAACGAUGCCGGCGUGACGCCGACGGACCUGAAGGUGUUCGAGGAAGCCAGCAAAAACGAAGACUGGUGGACCCUCCGCGUCUACGCCAUGAUCGAGUGCGGCGAGCGCAACGCCUUCUGCCCGUUCGAGGCCAAUGCUGUCAAGACCAUCCACGAAGACGGCAUGCUCACCAUCCGCAGCGUCAAGCUCUUCGCCGACGGCGCCCUGGGAUCCUGGGGCAGCGCCAUGAUUGACCCCUAUUCCGACAAACCCUCCACGCGCGGCUCCCUCCUCGUCAACGGCUCCACCUUGGAAUCUCUCGCCCGCUCCUGGUCCAACGCUGGGUACCAAGUCAACAUCCACGCCAUCGGCGACCUAGCCAACCGCUACGCCAUUGACGCGCUCGAGGCCGCUCUCAGAGACGCUUGCCCCGAGGGCACGUCGCUCAGAGACUGCCAGAACGCCUCGCACCGCUUCCGCAUCGAACACAGCCAAAUCAUCCACCCAGACGACCAGGCCCGCAUCCGCGACCUGGGCAUCAUCCCCUCCAUCCAGCCCACGCACGCCACCUCGGACAUGGCCUACGCCGAGUCGCGCCUCGGACUCAACCGCACCGCCACCGAAGCCUACCGCAUGCGUUCCCUCAUCCACGACCUCAACGUCCAGCCCGUUCUGGGAUCCGAUUUCCCCGUCGAGCCGCCUAACCCGUUCGAGGGCAUGUACGCGGCCGUUACUCGCAAGAACCCACACACGGGCAAGAACGCCAACGGCGGAGAUGAGGGUUGGUACACGAAGGAGGCGUUGAGCCUCGACGAAGCGCUGAGCGGGUUCACCAAGGGCGUUGCCGGUGGUAUGUUUACCGAGGGAAAAACGGGAGUUAUCAGGGAGGGCGCGUUUGCGGAUUGGGUGGUGCUCGAUGAGCCGUUGGAGGUGUUGGCUGCUAGCGAGGGUGAUAACUGGGAGGGACUGAGGAAGAUCCAAGUGAGGGAGACUUGGGUUGGGGGCCGGAAGGUGUAUGAUCGGGAGGAGGAGAAGCUGAAGAAGGUGGCGGCGGUGGGUGGGGAGGAGGUUCCGGAGGAUCUCUGA